AUGAUGAAAGAUUUCGAUCAAGUAUCAAGAUCAACGAGGUAUCGAAUAUUAAAGAAAUGUCAAGAGGCGACAAGUUCGAGUGAUGAAAGUUCAUUUACAGAUAAUGAUGACGAAGGUAGCAGUGAUUCUGUAAUGUCUGAAAACCGGAAUUCUAUUGUUUCUGAGGUUCAAUCUUUUACUUGCUCCGAGAAUGAAUACUCACCUGAUUCAGAGUGUGAUUUUGCUGUUAGUGCAGAGGACAAUCAGAGUCUUACGGACGAUAAUGAUAACGAAGAUUCUUGUGAUAGUGAAGAUCAUUUUUUUAAUUGUCAAAACAAUUGUGAUACUGAAGGUAGUAGUUCUGAUUCUUCAUGUAGCCAAAAUAAUUAUGACGGUUGGUCCGAAAAUGACGUUAGUGAAUGGAAUGACAGCUCUGAGGACUCAGUUGACGAAGAAAGUGAAAGUAGUGACAAUUCAUCGGAUGAUGACGAGCCAGGACCUUUUUUGGAUAAUGAUCAUCUAAAUGACCCUCUCUAUGAAAAUGCUCCGCUUACUUUGGGUGAAACAACUAUAACCUAA
Cotesia glomerata is the source of this 558-nucleotide messenger RNA. RefSeq names its product lisH domain-containing protein C1711.05-like. The coding region runs from base 1 to 558 and encodes 185 amino acids. NCBI's taxonomy places the organism in Eukaryota, Metazoa, Arthropoda, Insecta, Hymenoptera, Braconidae. The transcript has 3 exons. The record is from RefSeq and is a predicted model, not a curated record.